AUGGAGCCUGGGGGUGCGGAGCCUGGGGGUGCUGAGCCUGGGGGUACUGAGCCUGAGGGUGCGGAGCUUGAGGGUGUGGAGCCUGGUGGUGCUGAGCCUGAGUGUGAGGGGUCUGGGGGUGCUGAUCUUGGUGGUACUGACGCUGGAGGUUCUGGAGCUACUGAGGGUGCUGGCGCUGGAGGUUCGGGAGCUGCUGGAGGGCCUAGUACUGGUGGCGCUGGAGCUGGAGGUUCUGGAGCUGCUGAGGGUGCUCGCGCUGGAGGUUCUGGAGCCGCUGGAGGUACUGGUGCUGAGGGUACUGACACCGGAGGUUCUGGAGCCGUUGGGGGUGCGGGCGCUGAGGGUUCUGAGUCUGCUGUUGCGCGGUCUCCUUGGAGUAGCCGCCUUCGUCCACGUGUGCCUCUCACCCCACAGCAGCUGCAGGACUGGUACGGUCGCCGUCAGCGUCGCGCUGCUGGAGCUAGGAGUGGUGCUGGUCCUUUGUCUACUGGAGGUGCUGGAGUCGCUGGUUCUGGAGGUGCUCGUACUGGAGACACUGAGGCUGGAGACCCUGGGACUGGAGGUGCUGGUUCUGGGGGUGCUGCUGCUGGAGACACUGAGGCUGGAGACCCUGGGACUGGAGGUGCUGGUUCUGGGGGUGCUGCUGCUGGAGACACAGAGGUUGGAGACCCUGGGACUGGAGGUGUCGGCUCUGGGACUGGAGCUUCUGGAGCUGCUGGAGGUACUGGAGCUGCUGGAGGUACUGGAGCUGCUGGAGGCACUGGAGCUGCUGGAGCUGCCGGUACUGGUGCAGCUGCGCCGACACGCCUGUUCUUCGCUCCGCCAUCUCCGUCGUCUCUGCCGCCGUCUGACUCUGUUCUUCGUCAGGUUCUUACUCUCCCGUCGUCUACUGGUCUUCCGUUACAGCCUGGCUCACCGCUGCCUGCUCCUUCUCCUUACACUGACCCGUGCACCUGGCUCGAGUCUGUACACACUGACCACUGA
Messenger RNA from Closterium sp. Yama58-4, 984 nucleotides. The record is from the annotation of a GenBank genome assembly. NCBI's taxonomy places the organism in Eukaryota, Viridiplantae, Streptophyta, Zygnematophyceae, Desmidiales, Closteriaceae.